Molecule: messenger RNA, 7272 nt
Organism: Euleptes europaea (tarantolino)
Lineage: Eukaryota; Metazoa; Chordata; Lepidosauria; Squamata; Sphaerodactylidae
Product: KIAA1549 ortholog
Exons: 22
Coding region: 1-7218 (2405 amino acids)
Source: RefSeq, a predicted model, not a curated record
AUGACGGCGGUAGACUUGUCCGAGGCAUAUCUUCAUGUGCCCAUUCAUCCACAGCACAAACGAUUCCUCCGAUUUGCAAUUGGCCCACAUCAUUUCCAGUUCAGGCCGCUACCCUUUGGCCUGGCUUCCGCCCCAAGGGUCUUUACGAAGAUCCUCGUGACGGUCAUGGCGGUUCUCAGACAGGAAGGGAUCCAGGUACAUCCAUACCUGGACGACAUCCUGAUCUGUGCCCAGUCCAGGGAGCAGUCCGUCCAACAUACUACAACAGUAGUACAGAUACUCCAGGCCCAUGGUUACAUAAUCAAUUUCAAAAAGAGUUCCUUGAUCCCUUCUCGCUCCUUAGUACACCUGGGGGUUCGGAUAGAUUCUCAGACAAAUUCCCUUUCCCUACCCCCGGAGCGAGUUUACAAAAUUGUCAAUUUAGCUUCUUCCGUAAUCAAGUCGAGGUCAACACGUCUAAUGAGGCUGGCAAAGCUCUUAGGGCUCAUGAUGUCAUGUAUUGCAGUGGUACCCUGGGCUCGGUUCCACUCGAGACCCCUUCAGUGGCUAUUAAGACCCUUUCACAAGGACAUAGCCAAAAAGAGGGACAGACCCAUCCAUAUCACCCAGAAGGCAAAACUGGGAUUACGAUGGUGGACACACAGACCAAAUCUCCAGAAGGCAAGUCAAUACAUCCACGACGAGCCUCUUCAGCUAUUUACAGAUGCCAGCUUGGAGGGUUGGGGAGCCACCCUCAGCAGGCACAUGACACAAGGCCGCUGGUCUCCAGCAGAGAAAAAACUUCAUAUCAACCUUUUAGAAAUGAGAGCAGUCAGACUAGCUCUUCUCAAAUUUUCUUCAGUCCUCCAGGGUCACCAUGUGCUCGUGAGGACGGACAACACAACCACGAAGGCCCACAUAAACAAGCAGGGGGGGACCAGGUCAUCCUCCCUUCACCUGGAGGCGAUAGCGAUUUUUUCAUGGGCUCAAAUACACCUCAAAUCGAUACGUGCAGAGCAGAUAAAAGGGGCCCUCAACAUCCAGGCGGACUGGCUCAGCCGUCAGACUGUAGACGAGGGAGAGUGGUCACUAGAUCACGAUGCCUUUCAACUAAUUAUUUCCAAAUUUGGCAUCCCUCAGGUAGAUUUGUUCGCCUCAGACACAAACGCCAAACUUCCCAGAUUUUACACAAGAUACGUUCAUCAGAGUGCAGAAGGCACAGAUGCCUUGACCAGUCCUUGGCCCAAAGGCCUAAUGUACGCCUUUCCUUCGUUACCUAUCAUACCCAAGGUUCUAAGGAAAGUUUUCCAAGAGAAGGCCAACAUAAUACUCAUCGCGCCCUUUUGGCCCCGCAGACCGUGGUUUGUGACCCUUCAGCAAUUAUCAGUCCAGGAACCAUGGAAGAUCCCUACUCAUUGGGGAACACUUCGCCAGGGCCCUCUAGAUGCCUUGGAAGAGUUUCAGCGUUAUCUCAAUGAAAAGAUCAGUUACGGCAGUCAAGCUUCCAUGAAAUUGUCUUCUGCAGAGCACACUUACAAGGAAGUACUGGAUGAAUUACAUUUGGAGUGGCAGAACAUUUCCUCACUUUUGCCAAGUCAAAGCUCUGUGGGCACAGCCUUAAAAACAAGCACAAUGGACACCAAGGCAAAUAGUGUGUUUCCUGAGGGGCUGUCAUCACCAGUAACUUCUUCUGAGGGGACUUCAUUGGACCAUGAAGGAACAAGGAGAGCCUCCGCUGGACAAACUGUACCACUGUUGGAUAUUUCACUAACAAGCAAUGAGGCAGUCUUAAGUGAUGAUAGAUUUAUUAGCUCGUUUCCAAAUGCACAAUGGACUCCUUCAUUAAAGUCUUUUACAGAGGGCUAUCCUUCAGGUCCCUAUCCGGCAAAGCCAGCAAAAGAAAAUUUGCAAGUGUUAUUGUUAGCGCCUUCGUUACCUGUCCUCUCCUUGCCACCUGACUACACGGAAACGCUGCAGGCAACGUGGACUGCCUCUGUCCGUCAUGUUCCUCCUCCACAUUCGAACCCUUUUGACACCUCAGGUGUAACUCUGACUCCAAGCAGAGACUUGCUUAUGCCCACGACUAACAUAGAUAUUAUUUCCUUAAGUUCCAUGGCAAGUAAAGUGGUAGAAGGAACAGCCAGAAAAGAGGAGGACAGUUUGCUCUUUCAUACCAGUUCUGCAACACAUUUGCUUUUUGAUACUACUGCAGUAGGGUCGCCCCAGUUUAUGAGACAGCUAGAAGAGCGUACCCAAAGUGUGCCAGACAUUUUGACAAGAAGUACUAAAAUAUACACUGAAGCCUACCAUAGUAUAAGCAGUAGUGUAACAGAAGCACUUAGUCAAAGGAGCUCACCUGUUCUGAACUUUUCAAGGGACAUUCCUGUUUGGACAAGUGACAUGGAGGCUGCUGCAUCUUCAAUUCAUCUUCCAUUUGUUUUUCAGCCCUCUCCCUCAGCUACCAUUUUGGCUGAUAGUCUUUUUAAUGAGAAAUUGUUUACACAUGAGCUUCCUCAUAUAUCUUCUAGCAGUACAGAAAAAGAUUUGCCAGACAAUUCAGAAAGACAAACUCAAGUUGAGUUCUUCAGUGUCUUCACAAGCCCAGUGCCUUUCACUAGACCAUACACUUCAUGUUCAUACUGUGACUUCAUUUCAGUUUCUUCCGAGCCAGUUUUUUCAGUGGAGCCAUCAGAAAGUGAUGUGGGUUCAGGUGACUAUGCUGAGACGUUAUCAUUCCUCUCCUCUGAAGCAAGAGGAGUUUCCCCAUUUACAUCGGCAGUCAGCGAUCUGUAUGAGGUACAGGAGCCUCCUCCUGAAGUCUUUGAUACUAGCUUUCCCUCAAGGCCUGUUGUUUCAUUCUCUUCAAAGUUUACAGACGUCUCUACAUCAAGAAUUGUGGAUGUUAGCCUUAAAAAUAUAUUUACAUCAUUUCCUGCUUCCUAUAGUCAGUCUUCUGAGGUAAUACCAUUAGAAAGUACUUCUGUCAUUUUAUCCUACCCUGUGACUGAAACGAUUAUGUUAACACCUAGUGUUACUGAAGAACUACCCUUUUAUGUCACUACGGUUACCCUUGAGUCUACCUUCCCUGAAAAUGUAGGUACUCCAUCCAUGACAAUCAAGAAUUCAAGCCUACUGGAAACACCUGAAUUUAUGCCAUCAGAAUCUGCACUUUUCUUUGAUACUACAGUUGUGGGUUUCCCAACAGAAGAAUCUCCUGUCAAUACAUUGGAUAUUUUGUCCAGUUUUUCAUUAUUGCCUUUUUCUUCUGAGCCAAAUGGCUUGUCACAUUUGUCAUCGUCUACAGCCACAUCUUUCUUGAUAAUGCCAAGUGAUUUGUCAACAUUUUUACCUCAACUUUCACCCACAUUCCUUCCGUCAUCUGUGCUUUUUGACAGUUCUUCUAGCUGGGGAUCAGCUGAGCUUCCCAGUGUUACCAUCACAAGCACAGAGGUUUCCCAAUCUCUUUCAUGGCAAACAUCAUUUUUUAAUUCAAACUCAUCUUUUGUUCCAGUCACACAGAGUCCUACAAUAGUGCCAUCAAGUUUCUAUAUGAACUCCUCUGUUUUACUGGAACCAACAUCAAUCUUACUAAUGGAAUCUGAAAAUUAUUUUACCUCAGAAGCUACCUCUCAGUUCAAGUUAACAUCCUUAGCUAUUGAUGCGACCAUUCCUACACUGGUGCUGUCCAUCUCUGUCUCAGAGCCUGUUUUCACCAGCAAUAUCAUGGAGAAUGAAACUCACAUGUCCUCAUGGUUCACCUCUUUGCAGACAACCCCUGUUUUGACAUCUUCACUCUUUUUCUCUACUGUUAUAAGUGAGGAUGCUGGUGCUACUGCUAACAAUUUGGUUUCUUCUGCCCCUGAGGCAGCUGCUACCACAACAAUUUUUAUUACAAGGCCAAAUAUGCCACCAUUGGCCACAGAUGUAAGCAGCAUUACACCUUCCCCCACUGAAUCUAUGGGCAUGGUGUCGUCAUCUGUGCCUACAGAGAUGCCUUCAUCUGUGAUAAUGACAACAGAGUCUGUCAUUCCAACAAGAACUAGUGUGAAUGAAUUUACCAGCAUGAGAACCUUUACUGCCAUGACCCCUAGUAGCACAAAAGGUCUUUCUACAAUUACCAGCAGUACACCAAGUUCUUCUACAUCAUCUUCAAUUUCUGCAUUGGUCACUACUCCUCAAGUUACAGUGGCAACCACAACCAGGCAACCCUAUGUUUGCGAUAUCACAGUUCCUGAUAAAUAUUUAGUCACAGCAGUGCUGACCCGGAAAUCUGUCCUAGAAAACAUCAGUGAAUCCAUCAAAGAAAUCUUGAGAAUUGAGUUCAGGAGAUUAGUGGAACUGGAGGUUUAUAGACUUUCUCCGAAAUUCUCUUUUUUGGUGACCUCGGGUCCAUUUGUUUACACAGCAAUUGCUGUCAUAAACGCUCUUGUGAACAGCAGCCUUCUUCGUGGUCAGGUACCUCUAAUUUCAUCACUGCAACCGUCUUUCACUGUCCCAGACUGCAAAUUCCAUGUACAGACUGUGCUUCAGUUCGUGCCUCAAAACGUUGACAUCCGAGUCUGUAACUUCAGUCAGCGUAUUGAAAAAGGGCUGACUGUUGCAUUUGGGGAAGUGAGGAAACAUCAUGUGGACAUAUCUAACUUCUCCGUGCAGAUAUUGAAUAUAACCCUGGGUAGGUCUAGAGCAGUAUAUCGUCAAGGCCCUGUUCAAAUUGUAUUUGCCAUCCGAGAGAAACGUGGUUUCUUGAAUGGGUCUGAAGUCAGUGAAUUGCUAAGGAACCUGUCUGUGGUGGAGUUCAGUUUCUACUUGGGCUUUCCUGUGCAGCAAAUUGCAGAACCUGUUUAUUACCCUCAGCUGAACACAUCUCACUUGAUGAAAUCUUCCUGGGUGCGAACAGUUGUUUUGGGUGUCAUAAACAAGAAAAUCCAAGAGGACGUAUUCCAGGCUGACAUGGAGCGGAAACUAGCCCAGUUAUUAAAUGAGGCCUUGGGCAGAGGGCGGAUAUGGAGAAGGGCAACUUUUGCCGGGAACAGUGUUGUGCAGAUUGUGAAUGUUUCACAAACAGAGGGCAUUGACAACCCAGUCAUGCUGGUUUAUUUCGUGGAGGAUCAGGAUGGUGAAAGGCUCAGUGCUGUGAAGAUAUCCGAUCUGAUUAAUAGAGUGGACAUCCAAAGAGCUGCUAUUGUCCUAGGAUACCGCAUUCGAGGCCCGGUGGCACAGCCUGUGGAAAGAAUUAAAGAAUCACCUCCAGAAUCUCAGAACAACCUAUGGAUUAUUGUUGGUGUUGCAGUCCCUGUGGCUGUGGUACUGCUCAUCAUCAUCAUUUUAUACUGGAAGCUCUGCCGCAGUGACAAGUUGGAGUUUCAGCCAGACACCAUGAGCAACCUUCAACAACGUCAGAAGUUGCAAGCCCCCAGCGUGAAGGGCUUUGAUUUUGCAAAGCAGCAUUUAGGCCAGCACAACAAAGACGACAUCCUGAUCAUACAUGAGCCGACUCCUCUGCCGGGGCCAAUUAAGGACACCACCCCUUCAGAAAACGGUGACCUGCCGAGCCCCAAGACCAAGAUCUCUUCAAAGCCAUCCAAGAAUGUCCGACACAGAGGGAGAGUUUCCCCCUCUGAUGCUGACUCCACAGCAAGCGAACAGUCUAGUGGACGUGAAACAGGAGAAGAAACUACAAGGCCACACACUGCUGUGAAUGAGGCUAAACAUCACAGAGUCGGCAAGACAGGAGUAAACAGAGUUGGCCCUCCACAGAUGGGUAAUGGAACAGAGCAACACUCCUCGGCCUCCAUCUUUGAGCAUGUGGACAGGAUGUCGCGAUCCUCAGAAGUCAGCAGGAGAGUCCCCAACAAGAUCCAGUUGAUUGCCAUGCAGCCCAUAGCAGCACCUCCAGUUCAGAACCAGCCCCUUUCUGACAGAGUCGCGGAGACCAACAAAAUUAACAAGGAGAUCCAAACAGCCCUGAGGCAUAAAUCUGAAAUAGAACAUCACCGCAACAAGAUCCGACUUCGAGCCAAGCGCAAAGGACACUACGAGUUUCCAAUUGUGGAUGACAUGAUUAUCAUUGACACCAAAGAGCAGCAGAGAAUGUAUCGCAAGGCACAGAUGCAGAUAGACAAGAUCUUGGACCCUGGGGGCAAUAUGCCGACUGUCUUCAUAGAGCCCAGAAAGAGUUCACGGGCUAAACGUUCCCCAAGGCAACGCAGGAGACAUCAACUAAAUGGAAGCCCGAUGGAUGCAGACAAGGACAGGCUGAUCACUACUGACAGUGACGGGACGUACAAGAGGCCUCCAGGAGUUAACAACUCUGCGUACAUCUCUGAUCCCGAUCUUCCUGCUGAACCCCAAACACCUUCGUCGACUGAGCUGGGGAAGUACUCAGGCCUGCCCCCACACCCGUCUCAGUACACACCUCCUCAACCUUCCAUUGAAGAGGCCAGGCAGACCAUGCAUUCUCUCUUGGACGAUGCCUUUGCCUUGGUGGCCCCCAGUAGCCAAACCACCAGUUCUGCUGCCAUCACGCACCCUGGAGGCUCAGGGGGACAGCCGGCAAACAACACGCCUGUUCGAGCUCCAAGAGAGACCUCAAGCAACCAGUGGGGGUCUCCCUAUGGCCCAACUCACACAAGAUACAUGGAAUUUGGGAUGACUCCUCCAUCAGCACCGGGCCUGCUUCAAAGGCAAAACGUUGGCUCGGGUUUCCUUCCCCCUGUUGAACUAAUGCAUCCAGAUCAGCAGGCAUCUGAUGUUCAGUAUUCCAGCAGAGGGCUCUACUCAGAGGAAAUGCCCUCAGUAGCACGGCCACGACCAGUUGGAAGCACUGCAGGUUCUCAGAUACAGCACCUCACUCAGGUGGGAAUUGCUAGCAGGAUCGGAGGUCAACAAGUGGAGAUACCCUCAGGCAGAGCAGGGCAUGGCCAGCCGGGGGAACCUGGGUGGCCCCCGUAUCGUGGAGAGGAUGAAUAUGCUAGGAGAGAUGCAACGCAUACGCCUGGACAUCAAGAAUAUUCCUCCUCACCAGUGUUCCAGAUGCCGAGGACUUCGGCCCGACAGCCCUCAGCGCCACCUGUUCAGCUUCCACCCAGCAACCCCCCAGGCCUGGGACUCUGCUACAGCACCAGCUCCACUGAGGACCUGCAGCCGGGUCACUCUUCGGCCUCCCUCAUCAAAGCAAUCCGCGAGGAGCUGCUCCGGCUCUCUCAGAAACAGACAGUGGUGCAGAAUUUCCACAGCUGAUUUUCCGCGCCCUUGCAAAUCUGCCAGGUAUCCGCUUCCUGUGGAAGCAAGACU